AUAAAACUUUCCAGCUGGAUACGACGCCUGUAUACUAAGCAGCUUCCGGAGCUAAUGCGUUGGUUGUAAUCCACCAGGAUAUAUAUAGCCUGCCUGCCCCUCCGCAGGAGUGUUUGGGAUACCCUGCUGGCCCGGCUGCAGUGAAGCUGAAUCAUAGGGAUUACCUGUCGUGUUUUCUAGAUCAUUCUGUCCUGACAAGUCUCUAGACAUCUCAAACAGCGUACAGCAGCCUGCAGUGAUAAAGGACGAACUGGGAUUCUGGAAUCCCUGUCAUUGACAACUAUCAAACCAAUACCGCCAAGAACACUUCGGAAACUUUUGAUUCUCAAACAUGGCGGGAUCAAAUCUGAUGCUGCCGAAAAUGGCGGAUGGAUUCCUUGGACCUCAGGCAAAGUUUGAGGCGUACGGAUUGAGGACGAUGAGCCACCCAGAGCCUGUUAUAGUGUUGCCUGGAAAUGAGGUGGAGGUGAAAAUGGAACGCACCCAGCCCAUGAAAAUGAUGGCAAAGCUGGUUCCGUACGGGAUUCCUAAAGAAUGCGUGAACCACGUGCUGAUGAGUGUGGACGAGUCGGGAACGAUCGUCAGCUUUAAGGUAACUAUCCCUGGCACUGGCUGGUUCAAGCUCAACAUCUUCGCCCUACCACCUUCCGAAGCAGGUCCUAAACUACUGGGUGUUUACAACUACCUCAUCAAUGUCGAGAACAUCUCCAUCGAAGGUUACCCUUUCCCCAAGCAGCAUGCGCAAUGGAGGGACGACGGAUGUUACGUGUGGGAACCAUUGAUAUUACACGCCGGAUUCCGUGUUCCGGGGGUGCACUUUAAAUACCGACUUCCGAACGCUGCCAAAGCGGCUAUUCGUAUCGGAAAUACCAAUGACUGGAUUAUGUUAGAACCAGGCAGUGAACGAGAUGUGUGGGAAGGUAGCGGAGAUCUCAACGGAAACUAUGCCAAAGACACCAAAGUUAAAUUGAACGUUAAUUACGGCGGAGCGAACUGGAACACACUGCUGGAAUACACAAUCUAGAGUUCAUGUAAACUAUAAUUUGACUGCACCAUUUAUUAUUUCAAACCGGUCGUAUAUAUAUAUAUAUAUAU
Messenger RNA from Liolophura sinensis, 1095 nucleotides. RefSeq lists its product as uncharacterized. NCBI's taxonomy places the organism in Eukaryota, Metazoa, Mollusca, Polyplacophora, Chitonida, Chitonidae. The record is from RefSeq and is a predicted model, not a curated record. The coding region runs from base 332 to 1024 and encodes 230 amino acids. The transcript has a single exon.